CCACGCCUCACCCAUCAACAACUACCCUCACCACUAUAAAAUCCAUACACUCCCUUCUCACCCAAAAUAACUGCAGAUUUUUUCUUUCUAUUGUAUCGUCUACAAGCUCUGCUUCUCCCAGAACCAGAGCAUGGCUACUCUCGCAUUCUCCUUCUUCUUCCUUCUUAUUUCAUUCUUUUCAUCAUCAGAAGCGGGGUCCGUAGGAGUAAACUAUGGAAGGUUGGCGAACGACCUACCUACACCGGCGAAGGUGGUGGAACUUCUUAAGAGUCAGGGGCUGAACCGUGCGAAGCUGUACGACACUGACGCCACCGUGUUAACGGCGUUUUCGAACUCGGGAAUCAAGGUGACGGUUGCCAUGCCCAACGAGCUUCUCUCGAACGCCGCCGCGGACCAGUCCUUCACCGACUCAUGGGUGAACGAUAACAUCUCAAAAUACUACCCCGCCACGCAAAUCGAAGCCAUCGCUGUGGGUAACGAAGUGUUCGUGGACCCAAAUAACACCACCGAGUUCCUCGUACCGGCCAUGAAGAACGUGCUGGCUUCCUUAACCAAGAACAACCUCAACACCAACAUCAAAAUCUCCUCUCCCAUCGCACUCUCCGCGCUCCAAAGCUCCUUCCCCGCUUCAUCCGGUUCAUUCAAAACCGAACUGGUCGAACCGGUUAUUAAACCCAUGCUCGACCUCCUCCGCCAAACCGGUUCCCCCCUCAUGGUGAACGCUUACCCGUUCUUUGCUUACUCAGCAAACGCCGAUAAAAUCUCCUUGGACUACGCGCUCUUCAGGGAGAACGCCGGCGUCGUUGAUUCCGGUAACGGUUUGAAAUACACCAAUCUUUUCGACGCCCAAAUCGACGCCGUUUUCGCUGCCAUGUCAGCGCUUCAAUACAACGACGUUAAGAUCACGGUUUCCGAGACGGGUUGGCCUUCCGCGGGAGACUCGAAUGAAAUUGGAGCGGGCCCGGAGAAUGCCGCUGCGUAUAACGGUAACUUGGUUCGACGCGUGUUGGGCCAGAACGGGACCCCCUUGAAGCCCAAUGAAUCGGUCGACGUUUUUCUCUUCGCGCUUUUCAACGAGAAUCAGAAAACAGGGCCCACGUCCGAAAAGAAUUACGGAUUGUUUUACCCCAGCGAGAAGAAGGUUUACGAUAUUCCGCUGACGGCGGAGGGUGUUAAGAACGUGCCGUCGUCGGGCGUGGGGAAGAACCAGGUUCCGGCGAGUGGGGACGUUGCAACGACGUCGCAUCAGGGUCAGACCUGGUGCGUUGCGAAUGGCGGUUCUUCCGAGGAAAAGCUUCAGAACGGUCUUAACUACGCUUGCGGAGAGGGUGGAGCCGAUUGCACACCCAUUCAACCAGGUGCCACGUGUUACAAUCCUGACACGUUGGAGGCUCAUGCUUCUUACGCUUUCAACAGUUACUAUCAGAAGAAGGCACGUGCCGCUGGCACCUGCGAUUUCGGUGGAACCGCCUAUGUUGUCACCCAACCACCUAAGUAUGGGACCUGCGAAUUUCCCACAGGAUACUGAAUGCAGAGAGAUGGAGUGGGUGGGUUAAUUUGGUGAAGCCUUUUUUAUUUGGAUUCGAUGGAGUUUUGCCAUUUUUCUCUUGUAUUCUUCCAUUCAUUACAUGUCAUUAGGUUUUGAUUAACCUGUGUUACCUACUAAUAAAGUCUAAUAUUUAUGAUUGCUUUGGGGUCACU
This is a messenger RNA of Vigna unguiculata (cowpea), 1701 nucleotides long. Its product is annotated as O-Glycosyl hydrolases family 17 protein. Gene Ontology annotation, molecular function: hydrolase activity, hydrolyzing O-glycosyl compounds. The record is from RefSeq and is a predicted model, not a curated record. NCBI's taxonomy places the organism in Eukaryota, Viridiplantae, Streptophyta, Magnoliopsida, Fabales, Fabaceae. Gene Ontology annotation, biological process: carbohydrate metabolic process.